AUGCUAGAGUUUCUCCUCACACUGCCGGAAAUCGACCUCACCCUUCGGGGCGUCGGGGGCGUCGUGUCGCUGCUCAGCACGGCCGCCGCCUUUGACAACCUGGACGCUGUGGAGAUGCUUCUCCCGCGCGUGGAUCCAAAUGAGCGCGAUAUGGACGGCUUCACGGCGCUCUUCCGCGCGGUGAAUGUGCAGAAUCCUGAUUUGGUCGAGACUCUGCUCCGUCGUCCAGGGCUGGAUCCCAACAUCAGAGGGCCCAAUGGAGCCACGGCCUUUCAAUUUGCGUGCGGUAUUGGACUGAGGGGCACAACAGAGAGUCGAGAGGUUAUGCAGCUGCUGCACGACGAUCGCCGUACCGACGUUGCAAUGCCCGACCUCGUGCGAGAGCGGAUCAGAUUCCUAGUCUGGGUCUUUUGCUUCCUCUUGUACAAGUUGAGACGCUUGAUUGGACAAAUCCGCUUGUAG
This is a messenger RNA of Akanthomyces muscarius, 462 nucleotides long. RefSeq lists its product as uncharacterized. Gene Ontology annotation, molecular function: protein binding. The transcript has a single exon. NCBI's taxonomy places the organism in Eukaryota, Fungi, Ascomycota, Sordariomycetes, Hypocreales, Cordycipitaceae. The record is from RefSeq and is a predicted model, not a curated record. The coding region runs from base 1 to 462 and encodes 153 amino acids.